GCCGUGGGAUUACAAGGGGUUCAGUAGAACUGUGUGAGUGGCGCAGCUAAUGGGGGGAGAGAUGGAUUUGGUAGGGAAGCUGCAACAACAAGCAGAAGAAUGGAUUACCACACUGGAGGAGGGAUGCAAGCAGAUGCAGACGAUAGUGGGGUUGCUUAUGCAGCGGCAGCAUGAAGGGGGGGAGAUCGAUGCGAUCUCGAUGGACCAGUGGUUGGAAGAUAGGAUUCAGGAGUUGUUAGACAUCUUGUGGGAGCUGGAGGAGGGGCCGGAUCCCCGGCUUGAAGUCUACAUCGACUGGAGGCGGGCGGAUGACAGGUUGGCUGCCUGCAGAACCCUCUUAGCAUUGGGGCGAGAUCUACGCAAUCAGUUGGAGUUUCGGUAUGGAUUGCUGGCAAGUGAAGAUGAUUACGGCGAAAACACCGAUAACAGCAACAACAUCAGCUACAGCGACAUCAAGGAUGGGGAUGGUGUCAACAAUAACAAUGAUGGGGGGGGCGACGUCCAAGGCUACAACAUGAUGGGAGUGAUACUGCAGGUGGGCGCGGAAGAUAAUGGAGACGUCAACAACAACAACAUCAACAACAACAAUAACAACAAUAUCAACCAUAGCAACAAUAACAAAAAUGAUGGUGCGCAGGGAUUGGGAUUGGGCGAAAUGGGCGAAGGGGGUGUGAAGGAUGACAGCAACAUUAACAACGAUGGCGAGAACAACAACGACGACAACAACAACAACAACAACAACAACAACAACAACAACAACAACAACAGCAACAUGAUCAACCAUAAUUGUGACGAUGGCGGCAACGACAACCACGGGAACAGAGGGAAAGAGAGGGGAGGAUGCUACAACAACAAUGAGAGCUAUAAUGAUAGUAUCAAUGUCGGAUUCAUCAUUGAUAGCGGAGAUUGAGUCAGCAGCAUGCUCAGCAGCAAGCGCACUUUGAUAAAAAAUCAUAAACCGA
Chara braunii is the source of this 962-nucleotide messenger RNA. NCBI's taxonomy places the organism in Eukaryota, Viridiplantae, Streptophyta, Charophyceae, Charales, Characeae. The record is from the annotation of a GenBank genome assembly.